Molecule: messenger RNA, 1110 nt
Organism: Fundulus heteroclitus (mummichog)
Lineage: Eukaryota; Metazoa; Chordata; Actinopteri; Cyprinodontiformes; Fundulidae
Product: aldo-keto reductase family 1 member D1
Exons: 9
Coding region: 69-1061 (330 amino acids)
Biological process (GO): bile acid biosynthetic process
Cellular component (GO): cytosol
Molecular function (GO): aldose reductase (NADPH) activity; Delta4-3-oxosteroid 5beta-reductase activity
Source: RefSeq, a predicted model, not a curated record
CUCCACUGAUUGGCACACUACAGUGGCUUUAGCUCCAGACACAGUGUGCAGCAAACCCUUUGAUCAUCAUGGAACUGACAGCAAAAAAACACUCAAUUCCUUUGAGCGAUGGAAACAGCAUACCUUUAAUUGGACUGGGAACCUAUGGGAAUCCUCGGCAGACCCCCAAAGGAACUUCUUACGAAGCGGUCAAACUGGCCAUUGAGAUAGGAUACAGACACAUCGAUGGAGCCUUGGUCUAUUACAAUGAACACGAGGUGGGACAAGCGAUCCGGGACAAAAUUGCAGAUGGGACCGUGAAGAGAGACGAUAUCUUCUACUGUGGAAAGGUUUGCUUGUUUUUGUGGAACACAUUCCACCCUCCUGAAUUAGUACGGCCUGCUUUGGAGAAAACUCUGCAGAUGCUGCAGCUGGAUUACGUGGACCUAUAUAUUGUAGAAAUGCCCACUGCUUUCAAGCCCGGAGAAACGUUCUACCCUCGAGAUGAGAACGGGAAGUACAUUUAUCACGAGACAGACCUUUGUGCUACAUGGGAGGCCAUGGAAGCUUGCAAGGACGCGGGGCUGGUGAAGUCUCUGGGAGUAUCCAACUUCAACAAGCGCCAGCUGGAGCUGAUCCUCAACAAACCUGGGCUGAGACAUAAACCCGUGUCAAACCAGGUUGAAUGUCACCCGUAUUUCACCCAGCCAAAGUUACUUGAAUACUGUCGGGAGAAGGACAUUGUCAUCGUAGGUUAUAGCCCCCUCGGGACAUCAAGGGACGCAUCGUGGGUAAACCUAAAAUGUCCCCCGUUGUUAGAAGACGAGCUUCUGAUCUCUGUUGCCAAAAAGUACCAAAAAACCACAGCUCAGGUGUGCCUGAGGUUCAACGUGCAGAGAGGCGUGGUGGUCAUCCCGAAGAGCUUCAACCACGAUCGCAUAAAGGAGAACUUUGACAUUUUCGACUUCUCUCUGUCUGAGGCCGAGAUGAAGGCAAUUGAGGGGCUGAACAAGAAUAUACGAUUUGUGGAGCUGCUCAUGUGGGCCGAUCAUCCGGAGUACCCAUUUCAUGACGACUACUGACAUCCCAAGUCUCAAGACUAAACGUAUUCGUGGCUAGCUCGGCAGCUUG